AUGUCUUCCCCAGGACCUCUUUUCAUUGUCGGUACCGGCCCCAUGAUCGGAUCUCACAUCCCCCGCCUUUUCGCGACCCACACUUUCACACACAUUGCACUCUUUGCACGUUCUGAAUCCACUCUCUCUGCAUCCCGCGACUUCAUUUCCGCCGCAGCUCCAUCAGCUAAAAUCCACACCUACACAGCUGAUGUGAUCGAUACCCCCGGUCUGACAUCCGCUCUUCAGACCGCCGUUAAAGAAGUCGGGUCCCCAGAAGUAGUAGUCUACAAUGCGGCCCGUGUCAGCUACGGAAAUUUCGGCGAGUACAGCGAGGCAGACAUUGUCGAAGAUUUCAAAAUUCCAAACUUGGGAUUGUACACAACUGCAAAAGUGUUGCUUCCAGGUUUACAAGCAUUAGCAAAGGAGAAGCCGGAGUCUCAUCCUUCGCUUUUUGUCACCAGUUCGCCUAUUAUUUAUCAACCUUUUGCACCUGUGUUUUCACUCAGUAUGGCAAAGGCUGCACAAGCAAACUUGGUUAAGUUGUUGAUUGAGCAGACGAAGGAUGAGGUGCACGUUGCUCUCGUGACGAUUGGGGGUCCAGUCAGCGAACAGGAGCCCGUUAACAACCCAAAACAUAUCGCUACUAAGUUUUGGGAGUUAUGGGAGCAGAAGAAGGGAAGCAGAGAUGUUGAGUUGUUGGUACAGUGA
Botrytis byssoidea is the source of this 690-nucleotide messenger RNA. RefSeq lists its product as uncharacterized. The record is from RefSeq and is a predicted model, not a curated record. Lineage: Eukaryota; Fungi; Ascomycota; Leotiomycetes; Helotiales; Sclerotiniaceae. The transcript has a single exon. The coding region runs from base 1 to 690 and encodes 229 amino acids.